AUGGGCGAAUGCGAGCCUCCCUACAACAUCGAAGAAUGGAUCCCUCAUUUCUUCGAUUUGAUCGCUGUCGGCGUCGAAGAAUGCAUGCACCUCCCUGAGCUCGAAACCCGAAUUAACGGCGUGAUCGGAAGCGACUACGUGUCGAUCACGGAGAAAGUAGGAAGCACGCGCCGCGAGGUGGGUUUCCACGGCUACAUCGCGCUGAUUGUAUUGCUCUUCUGUUUGUUUUCCAUGCAGCUUUUCGUGAAAAUCGAUUUGAUUCAAUGCGGACUCAUUCCCUUCCACGACAUCACCACCAAAUCGCUCGCUUUAGGCGCGAACUUGGUCAUCACGCGAGCGGGAAAUAAGGGCGGCGUGCACAUUCGUUGUCCGCUCAAUGUAAACUCGUGGAAUGACUCGCUCUCGGACAAUACCCACAUCGAUUUCAUUUGCUGCCAUUUGGCUUCGGAUCAGAACGGAGUGUCGAAGCUGGAGAAGCGAAAUGCGGAUGCCGUAGCGCUUGUGGAUGCAUUUGUAAAAAGCGACGACUCUGGAAUUGUGUUUUUAAUGGGUGACUUGAAUUAUCGAAUCACCAUGGAUCCUGAAACAUGUCUUCAGCACAUUCACAAUUUCGUGGGAUUGCACAACAAAGAAUCGCAAGCCGCUCUUCUUGACAAUGACCAACUUCUUCCCUCUCUUUCGAUGGGCGUUUCCUUCCCUGGAUUCCAGGAAUUGGACCUUCCUUCCUUUGCUCCAACCUAUAAAAAAUACAAAGGCGAUCUGGGCAACCCUGGAGAUUACUCGGAUUUGACGCGUGUGGCGAAUUCUUAUGAGUGGAGAAUGAAGGGGGACAACACACAGCGAACACCUUCAUACACGGACCGAAUCUUAGUGCGAACCGAUUCUGUUCCCGAUGCACGUGUUUUUGUGUACCAAUAUGACGCAGUUCGUCGAAUCGGCGAUUCCGACCAUUUCCCCGUUGCUGGCGCCGUUUUGCUUCGAAUGGGACCAUCUGCUCAGAAAUGUCCCAUUCCCAAAAUGGUCCCUUUUCGCUCCACUCCUCACAAUCAGCUGAUUCCCGCGGUGGACUCCGCAACGGCUCUCUCGAACAUCAGUCGCUGCCUCUUUUUCCGUUUCUGCGUGAAUUCCCGCGGGAAGCUCCGUCCAAUCAGCGAAUCGGACGUGUCCACGCUUCUCCGAUUCUUCUCCUUCUCGCUGAUUCGCUCGAACACGGUGCUUCUGCGCGAGGGCGACACGUCCAAUGCGUCGCUGAUGGUGCUGGUGCGCGGGUCCAUUCAGUGCGUCAACGAGGCUUAUGAGAUCGGCGUGAUGCAGAAGGGAGACUGGCUCGGCGGCGAAGCCAUUCUUCAGGAAGCCUGCUAUUACUCCGCCAUCGCGCUGACCGACUGCGUCGCGUUGACGCUCUCGGACCACGCGCUGAAGCAGAUGCAGACCACCGCGCCGCUCCUCGCCAUGUCGCUGAAACGCCUGCUGAAGGGACAGUCCAUCACGGCGUUGCUCUCCAUUCUCGAUGGGCUCAUUAGCGAUUUCGACCAGAACGCCGUUUCUACGUUUCUACCCUUUGUGAGGCGUAGAUCGCUCUGCUUCGCACACAGCUCAAAACCGUGUGCAAGAACCGCGGGAAAGUGCUGGCUUCGCCUGGAGCCGAUUUGGCGGCAGCGUUUUACAUAA
Blastocystis hominis is the source of this 1671-nucleotide messenger RNA. RefSeq lists its product as hypothetical. Lineage: Eukaryota; Bigyra; Opalinata; Blastocystidae. Gene Ontology annotation, molecular function: phosphatase activity. The coding region runs from base 1 to 1671 and encodes 556 amino acids. Gene Ontology annotation, biological process: phosphatidylinositol dephosphorylation. The record is from RefSeq and is a predicted model, not a curated record. The transcript is spliced from 7 exons.